This is a messenger RNA of Nicrophorus vespilloides, 1089 nucleotides long. RefSeq names its product lysoplasmalogenase-like protein TMEM86A. The coding region runs from base 240 to 917 and encodes 225 amino acids. The record is from RefSeq and is a predicted model, not a curated record. NCBI's taxonomy places the organism in Eukaryota, Metazoa, Arthropoda, Insecta, Coleoptera, Silphidae. Gene Ontology annotation, cellular component: membrane. The transcript has 6 exons.
UAAUAUAAACACAGUGAAUACAGCUGAUCUGGACGUCGGACUAGAAGCUCUUUCACACGCGCUCUCUAAAUAUCAGUGCACACGAACAUAAAUCUGUUGAUGAGACGCGAUGCUUUUUUGAUAUCGAAUGUAUUAGUGUUGCGCAUCCUUUUUUAACAUUUUUUUUAUUUCUUUGUUUGAUAAGUGCUUAUUUUGAAAUAAAUUUAUCCUGCCGAUAGACGUGCAUUUAUUCUGCUACAAUGAUUACUGUGAUACUGAAACUGGUACCAUUCUUCGCUGCCAUCAUCCUCUACUUCAGCGUGUUCAUUCCUCACACAGAACCGACUUACUUGGCCGCACUUAUCAAAUGCCUUCCCAUAAUCACAUUGAUGAUCUUCGUCGUCUGGUACUCAAAGUUUUCCAAUGUUAGAGUGCAAGCAUACGGUAGACGGAUAUUCUUCGGUCUUUUAUUCUCGUGUAUCGGAGAUUACUGCUUAAUAUGGCCAGACUAUUUUCCACUCGGAAUGCUGUCAUUCGCAAUCGGUCAUAUCAACUACAUCACGGCGUUCGGAUUUUCCACAAGAAAUCUUCCAGUAGCUGUAGUCACAUACACUAUCACGGCAUUGGGUUGUUUAUAUUUAAUGCCUGGCCUGACUGGUAUUCUAAUACCAGGUGUCCCAAUAUAUUCGAUCAUCUUGAAUACAAUGAUGUGGAGAGCUGUUUCUAGGAUGAAUAACGGGAAACCGAUCACUUCUACGAAAAUAUUGACUGCAAUCGGGGCAGUGUGCUUCGUGGUAUCCGAUUUGAUAAUAGGAUUGGAUAGGUUCAAGUUCAAAAUACCCUACGAUCAGGAACUCAUUAUGAGCACGUAUUACGUGGCACAAUUCGGAAUAGCCUUAAGUAUACUGGACGAGGGUGCCAAUGAUAGGAACGACUGAACGCGCAAAUAUCUCCACAUCAAUUGUUAUAAACAAAAAAAAAAAAACAAUGCAAAACAAAUAAAGAAAAUAAUAUGUCUUCCUUGAAAUCCAUUUUACAUUUACAACUUAAAAUUCAUACAUAUUAAAAAUUAUCGAUUGCUAUCAUAAUCACACACAAUCCAUAGAUUGC